CCCCGCGGCCCUCCCUCUGCUGGGCUGGAGGACUAUUUUUACCCGAGAUACUUAGGCUGCAUCGACAAGUAUGGGUCUCCGCAUGCCAAAAACCCAGGCUUCGCCACCUGCGUGCAGAACCUGCCUGACCAGUGCACGCCCAACCCCUGUGAUAAGAAGGGGACCCAAGCCUGCCAAGACCUCAUGGGCAACUUCUUCUGCCUGUGUAAAGCCGGCUGGGGGGGCCGGCUCUGUGACAGAGAUGUCAAUGAAUGCAGCCAGGAGAACGGGGGCUGCCUCCAGAUCUGCCACAACAAGCCGGGCAGCUUCCACUGUGCCUGCCACAGCGGCUUCCAGCUCUCCUCUGACGGCAGGACCUGCCAAGACAUAGACGAGUGUGCAGACUCGGAGGCCUGCGGGGAGGCACGCUGCAAGAACCUGCCCGGCUCCUACUCCUGCCUCUGUGACAAGGGCUUUGCAUACAGCUCCCAGGAGAAGGCCUGCCGAGAUGUGGAUGAGUGUCUGCAGGGCCGCUGUGAGCAGGUCUGCGUGAACUCCCCGGGCAGCUACACCUGCCACUGUGAUGGGCGCGGGGGCCUCAAGCUGUCCCAGGACAUGGACACCUGUGAGGACAUCUUGCCGUGCGUGCCCUUCAGCAUGGCCAAGAGCGUGAAGUCCUUGUACCUGGGCCGGAUGUUCAGUGGGACCCCCGUGAUCCGACUGCGCUUCAAGAGGCUGCAGCCCACCAGGCUCGUAGCUGAGUUUGAUUUCCGGACCUUUGACCCCGAGGGCAUCCUCCUCUUCGCUGGAGGCCACCAGGACAGCAGCUGGAUCGUGCUGGCCCUGCGAGCCGGCCGGCUGGAGCUGCAGCUGCGCUACAAUGGCGUCGGCCGCGUCACCAGCAGCGGCCCGGUCAUCAACCACGGCAUGUGGCAGACGAUCUCUGUUGAGGAGCUGGCGCGGAAUCUGGUCAUCAAGGUCAACAGGGACGCUGUCAUGAAAAUCGCGGUGGCCGGGGACUUGUUCCAACCAGAGCGAGGACUGUAUCAUCUGAACCUCACCGUGGGAGGCAUUCCCUUCCAUGAGAAGGACCUCGUGCAGCCUAUAAACCCUCGUCUGGAUGGCUGUAUGAGGAGCUGGAACUGGCUGAACGGAGAAGACACCACCAUCCAAGAAACGGUGAAAGCGAACACGAAAAUGCAGUGCUUCUCGGUGACAGAGAGAGGCUCCUUCUACCCGGGGAGUGGCUUUGCCUUCUACAGCCUGGACUACAUGCGGACCCCUCUGGACAUCGGGACAGAAUCGACCUGGGAAAUAGAAGUCGUGGCUCACAUCCGCCCGGCCGCAGACACAGGGGUGCUGUUCGCACUCUGGGUCCCCGACCUCCGUGCCGUGCCUCUCUCUGUGGCCCUGGUAGACUAUCACUCCACAAAGAAGCUCAAGAAGCAGCUGGUGGUCCUGGCCGUGGAGCACGUGGCCUUGGCCCUAAUGGAGAUCAAGGUCUGCGAUGGUCAAGAGCACAUGGUCACCAUCUCGCUGAGGGAGGGUGAGGCCACCCUGGAGGUGGACGGCACCAGGGGCCAGAGCGAGGUGAGCGCCGCGCAGCUGCAGGAGAGGCUGGCCGUGCUCGAGAAGCACCUGCGGAGCCCCGUGCUCACCUUUGCCGGUGGCCUGCCAGAUGUGCCGGUGACUUCAGCACCAGUCACCGCAUUCUACCGCGGCUGCAUGACACUGGAGGUCAACCGGAGGCUGCUGGACCUGGACGAGGCGGCAUACAAGCACAGUGACAUCACCGCCCACUCCUGCCCGCCCGUGGAGCCCGCCGCAGCCUAGGCCCCCAUGGGAUGCAGCAGGCUCCUCAGCCUCUGUCCGAAACAGCGGAGGAGCAUGGGGGCUCCUCACCACGUGGGGCCACCUGAGAGCUGGGCUUUCCUCUGUGACCGUCCUGGUCUGUAACAUAUCUGUAAAUAGUGAGAUGGACGUGGGGCCUCUGACGCCGUGCACUCAGCCGCAGGCCCGGGCACGGGGAGGCCGGCGCAGGGCAGAGCGGGUUCGAAGAAAAUAAUUCUCUAUUAUUUUUAUUACCAAGCGCUUCUUUCUGACUCUAAAAUAUGGAAAAUAAAAUAUUUACAGAAAGCUUUGUAA
Messenger RNA from Mandrillus leucophaeus (drill), 2124 nucleotides. It is a transcript of the gene GAS6, whose product is annotated as growth arrest-specific 6. The record is from RefSeq and is a predicted model, not a curated record. NCBI's taxonomy places the organism in Eukaryota, Metazoa, Chordata, Mammalia, Primates, Cercopithecidae. Gene Ontology annotation, molecular function: calcium ion binding. Bases 184 to 1812 code for a protein of 542 amino acids. The transcript has 14 exons.